This is a messenger RNA of Racocetra persica, 2491 nucleotides long. Lineage: Eukaryota; Fungi; Glomeromycota; Glomeromycetes; Diversisporales; Gigasporaceae. The record is from the annotation of a GenBank genome assembly.
AUGCCGUAUUCAAGUCUCUUCCGAUCGGAAGAGAUGUCUCUCAUCCAACUAUAUAUACCACAAGAGACUGCUCAACCAACCGUUGCAGAAUUAGGAGAAUUAGGCUUGAUUCAAUUUCGAGAUUUGAACCCUGAUGUUAAUGCGUUUCAACGCGCUUUUGUCAAGGAAAUUAGGCGAUUCGAUGAAAUAGAAAGACAUCUAAGAUUUUUUGAUGCACAAAUUAAAAAAUCUGAUAUCCCUAUUCAACCACUCACUGGUGAUGUACGAAAUAUACAUGCCCGAAGUCCUCAAGAGAUUGAUGACCUUGAAGGAAAAAUUAUAGAACAUGAACGGCGCAUCACCAAUAUGAAUAAUUCUACAGAGACUUUACAAAAACAAUACUUAGAAUUAACCGAGAUGAGAUACGUGCUACAGGAGACUAGAAUAUUUUUUGAUGAGGCUACAUCUCGUCAAGAUACCAUACGCAAUUCCUUUGAUGAGCCUACUGCACCAUUACUGGAACAACAGCAGGACAUUGAACAUGGUGAAUCCUUGGUUCUCCAUCAUCUUAAUCUUGGGUUUGUUACUGGGGUUAUUGCGCGAGCAAAAAUGCAAACUUUUGAACGUAUACUUUGGCGUGCAUUGCGUGGAAACUUAUACCUGAAAUAUGUUGAAAUUGAUGAACCAAUUACCGAUCCAGAGACCGAUGAAGUACUAGAGAAAAACGUAUUUAUUAUAUUUGCUCACGGAAAAGAAAUCUUAAAUAAAAUCAAGAAAAUAUCGGAAUCAUUAGGUGCAACCCUUUAUCCCGUAGAUGACAGCCCUGAGCUGAGGGAUAACAAAUUAACUGAAAUUACAUUACAAAUUGAGGACCUUAAUGUUGUCUUGCAAAAUACUAAAAAUACUCGAAGAACAGAGUUGCAAAAAAUUUCUGAGAAUUUGAAUAUUUGGAUGACAAUCGUUAAGAAAGAGAAAGCAAUUUAUCAUACAAUGAAUUUAUUUAAUUACGAUUCGAGUCGCAAGUGUUUAAUUGCAGAGGGAUGGUGUCCGAGUAAUGACUUCGAUAAAAUUAAUCAAGCUCUGAGAACUGCUACUGAUCAAUCUGGUUCAACUGUACCAUCAAUUUUAAACGAGCUUCGCACGACAAAAGAACCACCUACUUUUAUUCGUGUCAACAAGUUCACUGUUGGCUUUCAAGAUAUAGUUGACGCGUACGGUGUGGCAAAAUAUAGAGAGGUUAAUCCCGGAUUAUUCACUAUUAUUACGUUCCCUUUCCUUUUUGCUGUCAUGUUUGGUGAUUUUGGUCAUGGAUUGUUGGUCACAGCAGCUGCGUUAUAUCUUGUUAUCCGCGAGAAAAAGUUAGAGGGAAGCAUAACUGACGAGAUAUUUGCUACGUUCUUUAGUGGCCGCUACAUCAUUCUAUUGAUGGGUUUGUUCUCCAUCUAUACUGGAUUGAUAUACAACGAUUGCUUUUCACUACCACUUAGAUUAUUCCCAUCCGGAUUUCGGCGGCUCCCUAAUCAAACUGAAGCUCAGCAAAUUGGGGUUUAUCCUUUUGGUAUUGAUCCUGCAUGGCAUGGGUCGGAUAACUUUUUGGUUUUUACCAAUUCGUAUAAGAUGAAAAUGUCAAUUAUCUUAGGUGUUAUUCAGAUGAGCUUUGGCAUCAUCCUUACAGUGUAUAAUUAUACCUAUUUUAAAAAGCGAUUAAGCAUCUGGGCUGAGUUCGUUCCUCAAAUGUUAUUUAUGCAAUGCAUAUUUGGCUACCUUGUAUUUACAAUAAUACUAAAGUGGUCUAUCGACUGGCAUAAACGUGAUGAUAAUGGUAAACUGGUUUAUGGUUCACCUCCAGGAUUAUUAAAUAUGUUGAUUUAUAUGUUUUUACAACCCGGUGUUGUGGCUGAAGAGGAUAAAUUAUUUCCUGGACAGGGAUUUAUUCAAGGCAUGCUUCUUUGUAUUGCUAUAAUAUGCGUGCCAUGGAUGUUGCUUGCAAAACCUCUUAUUAUGAGACACGAUCAUAAGAAGAUUCGUUCUCAGGGUUAUCAUAACCCUCAAACGGACGCUACACGUGUGUCAACCGAUGAAAACAACGAAUACGGUGGUGCUGUGGUUGCUGAAGAAAUGUUUGAAGUAGAAGAAUUUGAUUUUGCUGAAAUUAUGAUUCAUCAGUCUAUACAUACGAUUGAAUUUUGUUUAGGUUGUAUUUCAAAUACAGCUAGUUAUUUACGGUUAUGGGCUUUAAGUUUAGCACAUGCUCAACUUUCGUCAGUACUAUGGGAUAUGACACUCAGCCCUACACUUGGAAUGUCUGGUGUAUUAGGAACAAUUGCGUUCAUUAUUGCAUUUUGUUUAUGGUUCAGUUUAACGGUUUUUAUUUUAUUGUUAAUGGAAGGUUUAUCAGCCUUCUUACAUGCUUUACGUUUGCAUUGGGUCGAAUUUAACAAUAAAUUUUAUGAAGGAACUGGUAAAAAAUUUGAACCAUUUGCAUUUAAAAUGAUUCUGAAAGAACAAGACA